This is a messenger RNA of Didymodactylos carnosus, 756 nucleotides long. The record is from the annotation of a GenBank genome assembly. Lineage: Eukaryota; Metazoa; Rotifera; Eurotatoria; Philodinida; Philodinidae.
AUGGUAGAACAUAAAAUAAAGCAAUUACCUACAUUUAGCGGAAAAGAUAAUGAAAAGAUUAUAGAGUGGCUAAAAAAUAUAGCACAAAUUGGAAAAAUCAUCAAUUGUCAUGAUGAACAGUUAUAUUUUAUAGCAAAACUAAAAUUAGAAGGUGAUGCUCAAAAAUGGUAUCAACAACACCAAGAUAAAAUAUCAGAUUGGAACGCGUUCCACAAAUUAUUAUCACAACGUUUUCCAUCAAUAUCACACAACGAACGAGAAACAUUACGGCAAUUAGUUUCUCCUAAACAAGGCUUAAAUGAAGCGCUGUCAAAAUAUUUUCGUGAUGUAUUGAAUUUAUGUGAUAAGUAUGAUCCUAAUAUGUUAGAUUCAUCAAGAAUUGGCUAUUUACAAGAAGGCUUAAGAUCAGAAUUACAACAUUAUGCAUUAGGUCAACAAAUGUCGACACCACAACAAUUCUUUAACACUAUGCAACAACAUGAGAACAUUCAAGUUCGAUUAUCUAACAUACAACUUGAUGAAUAUGGUACAACAGCUAUAAUACAACAGUCACGUAACCAUACAACAACACCAAGCGUUCAACAAUCAAAUUCAUUCCCAAUGCAUCGAACAACUUCCUCACAAUCAUUUAAUACAGAAACUACUCGUCGUUCAAAUCAACAACGACAACCAAGUAAGAAUAAUCGUCAACAAACUUGUUAUAGUUGUGGACAACCUGGCCAUUAUGCCCGAGAUUGUUCUCACCAUUUUCGUUAG